GCCGUAUACGUAAUGAUGUCACAGCAAGAAGAUGCUGGAUAGCCUCGAGUCGGAGGCCAUGGGCAACUAGCAAUAGCGAAAAUGUCUAAGUGGCACAAUUAGGGAGAUUUGUCAGAUAAACUCUUGCAGGGAGCGAGAAUAUUUUCAUCUCCUCAAGGAAGAGUUGUGUUAAACUGUAGAUAGACACAACACUGGAUAUUGUAGGUUUUCCAGACUCCAGUGGUCACCAUGGCGACAGACAUCGGUUCCCCGCCACGGUUCUUCCAUAUGCCUCGGUUUCAGCACCAGGCCCCGCGGCAGCUGUUCUACAAGCGGCCAGAUUUUGCCCAGCAGCAGGCCAUGCAGCAGCUGACGUUCGAUGGCAAGCGUAUGAGGAAGGCUGUCAACCGCAAGACCAUCGACUACAACCCCUCUGUUAUCAGAUACCUUGAGAAUCGGCUGUGGCAGCGUGACCAUAGAGAUUUCCGAGCAAUUCAGCCCGAUGCAGGUUGUUACAAUGACCUCGUGCCCCCCAUGGGUAUGCUGAACAACCCAAUGAACGCAGUCACUACAAAGUUUGUCAGAACCUCAACCAACAAAGUGAAAUGCCCUGUCUUUGUUGUGCGGUGGACCCCUGAGGGCAGACGAUUGGUCACUGGGGCCUCCAGUGGGGAGUUCACAUUGUGGAACGGCCUCACCUUUAACUUUGAGACCAUUUUACAGGCUCAUGACACUCCCGUAAGGGCCAUGACCUGGUCUCAUAACGACAUGUGGAUGCUGACUGCAGACCACGGCGGCUACAUCAAGUACUGGCAGUCCAACAUGAACAACGUCAAGAUGUUCCAGGCCCACAAGGAGGCGAUUAGAGAGGCCAGUUUCUCACCCACGGAUAAUAAAUUUGCCACUUGCUCUGAUGAUGGAACUGUGCGCAUCUGGGACUUUCUCCGCUGUCACGAAGAGAGGAUUCUUAGAGGUCACGGUGCAGAUGUGAAGUGUGUGGACUGGCAUCCCACCAAGGGCCUGGUGGUGUCCGGGAGCAAAGACAGCCAGCAGCCCAUCAAAUUCUGGGACCCAAAGACGGGACAGAGUUUGGCCACGCUUCACGCCCACAAGAACACCGUGAUGGAGGUGAAGUGGAACCAAAACGGCAACUGGUUGUUGACGGCGUCGCGUGACCACCUGUGCAAGCUUUUCGACAUCCGGAACCUGAAGGAGGAGCUGCAGGUGUUCAGAGGCCACAAAAAAGAGGCCACAGCUGUGGCCUGGCACCCUGUUCACGAGGGAAUGUUUGCUAGUGGGGGCUCAGAUGGAUCCUUGCUCUUCUGGAAUGCUGGGGUGGAGAAGGAAGUUGGUGGCAUGGAGAUGGCACAUGAAGGCAUGAUCUGGAGUCUCGCUUGGCAUCCACUCGGCCACAUCUUGUGCUCUGGCUCCAACGACCACACAAGUAAAUUUUGGACCAGAAAUCGCCCAGGAGACAAAAUGCGCGACCGGUACAAUCUGAACCUAUUACCAGGGAUGUCAGAGGAUGGCGUGGAGUACGAUGACAAUGAGCCCAACAGUUUGGCUGCCAUCCCUGGCAUGGGAAUCCCAGAGCAGCUGAAAGUGGCCAUGGAGCAGGAGCAGACUAAUAAAGAACCAGCAGCUGAGGCAGAGAUGACCAUCCCAGGGCUGGACUGGGGAAUGGAGGACCUCAUGCAGAAGGACCUGAAGAAAGUCCCACAGAAGAAAGUGCCCUACGCCAAACCCAUCCCAGCCCAGUUCCAACAGGCCUGGUCAGAGAACAAGGUGCCUGCCCUCCCCGCUCCGGAGAUGCCCAAAGAAAGGAAGGAUGAGAAGAAGGUAGAUGGAAAAAAGAAGACCCAGGCAGAGAUAGAGCAGGAAAUGGCUGCUCUACAGUACACUAACCCAAUGCUGCUGGAGCAACUGAAGAUUGAGCGGAUGGCUCAGCUACAGAACGAGCAGGGCAUGCCUCCCCCUGGUGGUCAACCUGGGUCGAUGCCCCCUUUCCCCGGCCAGGGAGGACCGAUGCCACCACCUCCCCAAGGCUUUCCCCAGAACAUGCCCCCGCAGCAGAUGCCCCCACCCAACAUGCCCCCGAUGGGUCCAGGGGGGAUGCAGGGCCCCUUCAUGCCGCAGGGCCCCAACAUGGGGCCUCCAGGGCCUCAGGGCCCUCCGCAGGGCAUGAUGGGACCUCCAGACUUUCAUGGCCCCCAGGGCAUGCAGAGGCACCCGGGGCCCCCCAGGAACAUGGGCCCUCAGGGGCCCCACGGCAUGCCUCCCGGCCCGCGGGGGAUGCAGGGUCCUCCCCCCGGUGGGAUGCAGGGCCCGCCAGGUGGCAUGAUGCCUCCACGGGGCAUGGGGCCCCGAGACGGUCAGGGGCCGCCACAGGGAGGCAUGAUGCACCAGGACAUGCGGGGCCCAGCGCCCCACGGCAACAUGAUGGGCGGCAUGAUGGGGCCUCCCAUGGCCAGUCCCCCCAGGACUCACGGCAACAUGCCCGGCCCGGGUAUGGGCAACAUGCAUGGCAUGGGCAACAUGCAAGGACCCCCACCUGGGGGAAUGCAUGGACAGGGACCUCCGGGUCACAUGCAGGGACCCCCUGGGAAUAUGCAGGGCCCUCCAGGGAACAUGCAAGGACCUCCUGGAAACAUGCAGGGCCCACCCCCAUACAUGCAGCAGGGUAAACCAGGACAGUUCAAUCAGGGAGGACAGAACCCCGGUCCACAGCCGAUGAUGCAUGGAAUGUCACAGCAAGGACCCAAUGGAGAUGGUUCCCGGGGGCCUCCCAACCACCACUUAGGUCCGCCGCCUGAUCGGCAGGGGCCAGGAGGCCCAGGGGGUCCAGGCCACGGCCCAGAGGGAGGCGGCCCGCCGUAUUGGGGCGACAACAGGGAGGGCCGUCGUGGCCCACCCGAGUUCGAGGGCUCCGACGGUGGCUUCCACGGGCGCGGCGGGGACGAGGGUUGGAGGAGAGGGGGCUCCGAGUACCAGGGUGACCCCAGGAGUCACCGUGGAGGAGCCUCGGGGAACUGGGAGGGCCAGGAGAGGUACCAGCGCGACGGCGAGUUCAGAGGUCACGACAGGUUCCGGCGGGGAGGACCAGGAGGCCCCCAGGGGCGCGGCAGCCGGAGCUUCCCUGAAGAGUACGGGGGCGAGGAGGGCUUCGAAGGCCAGGAGGACGUUGGCCAGGGCUGGGAGAGCCGGGGACGAGGUCGGCCACGAGGAGGAGGACCGCCCCGCGGAGGAGGUGGAAGGAAGGGCUUGCUCCCCACCCCUGACGAGUAUCCCCCUCACUAUGAGGGAGGAAGAAACCAAGAGGGCUGGGAAGGGGGUAGAGACCCAGGUCAUGAGGGCUACAGAGAUGGACCACGACAGGAUCACCACGACAACCCGUCGCCUGCUGGCCGAGAGCGCUCGUCUUCUCUGCAGGGCAUGGACAUGGCGUCCCUGCCGCCACGAAAGCGUCCGUGGCACGACGGCCCGGGCUCCAACGAGCAGGACUCUCCCGGGGCCGGGCCAGAGGACCGAGGAGCAGGUCGACCGCCCCCGCGAGAAGAGGGUGGCUACGGGCCCCCGGGGCGGGGGGGGCGAGGAGGCUGGGGCCGGGGAGGCGGCUCAGACCGGGGCGGAGGCGGCCCUGGCUCGGGACCAACCACACGCCGCGGGUCCAUGCGGGGCGGCCGCGGCCGAUAGGACCGCGAGCGAGAGCCCGGGGCCCCUGAGGACGGAGGAGCGGACGGCACUGAGAGGAGCCCGCAAGACUCCCAGCCACCACAGACGCCCGGGGCUCUGACCACGGGUAGGCCAAAGGGUGUUUAUUGGACAUGUGACGUUCCCCCCCUCCCCUGUCUCUGACCGGGCAACGUGAGGGGCGGGGCUCUAACUUUUCACUCUGGCCGGUUCCUCACGUGAGGUGGUGGGUGUGUCGGCCUGCUGGGCUCCUUGGGCCUGCUCGUGGUGACUGAAUGAAGUGAAAAACUGAAGUCCACUGCUCUCUCCGGAGAGCAGUAGAUGUCUGCCACAAACCUCUGGACAAUGUGCACCCCUCACUCUAGCUGUUGGACUGAUGGCUCCGUGCCCUUUUGUUUGUCUUUCUCUCUCUUUUUUCCCCCCUGUGUGUAUGGGUUUUUUUCAGCUGGUUGGUUAUGGAUGAGUAAGCCUAAAUGGUGUGGUGCUCUGAUGUCGAUCAGUCACAUAAUGGGUGCUUUCGUGUCAGAACUUUGUGUAUGAUGCAGAGCACGGCACAGCUCACGUGCCAGUCACUGUUCAACGUGCCCCCACCCCCCCGGCCGGUCUCGCCUGUGGUCAGAGGGCGCCGGCUGACCGGUACUCUAACCCAGCCACCCUCUCCCUGGACUGAUGUGGACCCUUCAGACCUCCAUCUCUGGCCAGAGCCAUGUCCAUCGGGAGGAGAAAUUACUUCCAGGCUGAACAUGAGAUGAACAUGCUGAUAAAUGGCCUCUAGCCACUCUUUCCCGGCUGUGGACUCUCCCGUCUGUUCAAAUUUUCCUUUUUGUGUAAAAUAAUGGAACAAAAUGAUUCUGUAACAUUACCAGGCCACUCAUGAGAAUCGAGGCUUGCUGGCUUUGUUUCUAAAUGUACAGUUUGUCAAGAGAUUGUCAUCGUUCUGUCCUUUUUUUGUAUGAGACUACAAUAGAAUUUGUGCAAAAUUUGUAUAAAUUCAUCAGUCUG
Sardina pilchardus (European sardine) is the source of this 4671-nucleotide messenger RNA. RefSeq names its product WD repeat domain 33 (gene wdr33). The transcript has 22 exons. Gene Ontology annotation, cellular component: mRNA cleavage and polyadenylation specificity factor complex. NCBI's taxonomy places the organism in Eukaryota, Metazoa, Chordata, Actinopteri, Clupeiformes, Clupeidae. Gene Ontology annotation, molecular function: protein binding. The coding region runs from base 229 to 3672 and encodes 1147 amino acids. The record is from RefSeq and is a predicted model, not a curated record.